Oryctolagus cuniculus (rabbit) is the source of this 5019-nucleotide messenger RNA. RefSeq names its product eukaryotic elongation factor 2 kinase (gene EEF2K). NCBI's taxonomy places the organism in Eukaryota, Metazoa, Chordata, Mammalia, Lagomorpha, Leporidae. Gene Ontology annotation, molecular function: calmodulin binding; ATP binding; elongation factor-2 kinase activity. The record is from RefSeq and is a predicted model, not a curated record. Gene Ontology annotation, biological process: myosin II filament disassembly; protein phosphorylation; response to differentiation-inducing factor 1.
CCCAGGAUCGUCCCAGGAUCGUCCCGUGCGCUCCGCGCGGCCCCCGGCGCCCCAGGAUCGUCCCGCGCGGCCCCCGGCGCCCCGCUCGCCGCUCCCCUGCGUCCUCGGGGAGCCCGCCUGCCCUGCACCCUGGAGCGCCGAGCCGCGAGCCUUUGCCGACUUCCCCGGAUCCUCGCGGCCGUCGGGAGCGGCUGCCGUGCUCCGGUGCCCCGGAGAGGGCCUCCGCUGCUGCACUUGCCCCGGAACUCUGGCUGUGCCGCGUCCCCCUUGGGUAACACGGGCACCCCUGGAACAUGGCCGACGAAGACCUUAUCUUCCGCCUGGAGGGCCUUGGUGGCCACCAGUCCUCCCAGACUGGCCACGACGGUGAUUCUGAUGCAGACAGCGAUGAGGAGGAAGGUUACUUCAUCUGCCCCAUCACGGAUGACCCCCAAUCCAACCAGAAUGUCAAUUCCAAGAUCAAUAACUACUACAGCAACCUAACAAAAAGUGAGCGCUAUGGCUCCAGCGGGUCCCCAGCAAGCUCCUUCCACUUCAAGGAAGCCUGGAAGCACGCGAUCGAGAAGGCCAAGCACAUGCCGGACCCCUGGGCUGAGUUCCACCUGGAGGACAUUGCCACAGAAUGUGCCACGCGGCACAGGUACAACGCUGUCACUGGGGAGUGGCUCCAAGAUGAAGUUCUGAUCAAGAUGGCCUCUCAGCCCUUCGGCCGAGGAGCAAUGAGGGAAUGCUUCAGGACGAAGAAGCUCUCUAACUUCCUGCACGCCCAGCAGUGGAAAGGGGCUUCCAACUACGUGGCCAAGCGCUACAUCGAGUCCGUGGACAGGGACGUGUAUUUUGAGGAUGUGCGUCUACAGAUGGAGGCCAAGCUCUGGGGGGAGGAAUAUAAUCGGCACAAGCCCCCCAAGCAGGUGGACAUCAUGCAGAUGUGCAUCAUUGAGCUGACGGAGAGGCCAGGGAAGCCCCUCUUCCACCUGGAGCACUACAUCGAGGGGAAGUACAUCAAGUACAACUCCAACUCGGGCUUCGUCCGCGACGACAACAUCCGCCUGACACCGCAGGCCUUCAGCCACUUCACGUUUGAGCGUUCUGGCCAUCAGCUGAUUGUGGUGGACAUCCAGGGUGUGGGUGACCUCUACACUGACCCACAGAUCCACACGGAGACAGGCACUGACUUUGGAGAUGGCAACCUAGGUGUCCGGGGAAUGGCUCUCUUCUUCUACUCUCAUGCCUGCAACCGGAUUUGCAAGAGCAUGGGCCUUGCUCCGUUCGACCUCUCGCCACGGGAGCAGGAUGCAGUGAAUCAGAACACCAAGCUGCUGCAAUCAGCCAAGACCAUCUUAAGGGGCACAGAGGAAAAAUGUGGGAGCCCUCGAGUAAGGACCCUAUCUGGAAGCCGGCCCCCCCUGCUCCUUCGCCUGUCAGAGAACUCUGGAGAUGAGAACAUGAGCGACGUGACCUUCGACUCUCUCCCUUCCUCCCCGUCUUCAGCCACACCACACAGCCAGAAGCUGGACCACCUCCAUUGGCCGGUGUUCAGUGACCUUGAUAACAUGGCAGCCAGAGAACAAGACCAUCUGGACAACCAGCGGGACUCUGAGAACAGUGGGGACAGCGGAUACCCUAGUGAGAAGCGAAGUGAACUGGAUGACCCCGAGCCCCGGGAACAUGGCCACUCGAAUGGGAACCGGAGGUGCGAGUCUGACGAGGACAGCCUGGGCAGCUCCGGACGGGUCUGCGUGGAGAAAUGGAAUCUGCUCAACCCCUCCCGCCUCCAUCUGCCCAGGGCUUCGGCAGUGGCCCUCGAAGUACAAAGGCUCAACGCUCUGGACCUGGAAAGGAAAAUCGGGAAGUCUGUUUUGGGAAAGGUCCAUCUGGCCAUGGUGCGCUACCACGAGGGCGGGCGAUUCUGCGACAGGGAUGAGGAGUGGGACCGCGAGUCGGCCGUCUUCCAUCUGGAGCACGCGGCCGACCUGGGUGAGCUGGAAGCCAUCGUGGGCCUGGGCCUCAUGUACUCACAGCUGCCCCACCACAUCCUGGCCGACGUGUCUCUGAAGGACACGAAAGAGAAUAAAACGAAAGGGUUCGACUACUUACUGAAGGCAGCUGAAGCUGGUGACAGACAGUCCAUGAUCCUGGUGGCACGAGCUUUUGACACCGGUCAGAACCUCAGCCCAGAAAGGAGCCGAGACUGGCAGGAGGCCCUGCACUGGUACAACUCCGCCCUGGAGAUGACGGACUGCGAUGAGGGCGGGGAGUAUGACGGCGUGCAAGAUGAGCCCCGCUACACACUGCUGGCCAGAGAGGCUGAGAUGCUGUUCACAGGCGGCUGUGGCCUGGACAAGGACCCGCAGAGAUCAGGGGACUUGUACACCCAGGCGGCCGAGGCAGCGAUGGAAGCCAUGAAGGGCCGUCUGGCCAACCAGUACUACCAGAAGGCAGAGGAGGCCUGGGCCCAGAUGGAGGAAUAACUCACACCCUGGUCACAAGCAAAAGGGCCAGGAGGAAAAAAAAAAAGACUUAAUUACUUCAGGGAGGGUAUUAUUUUUAGUAUGUUGUAAAUCAGCUUUUGUAUUUCAUUUUUUGACUCUUGAGGUUGUCUUUGCUGUUUGCAGAGACGCUACAGCUGUCCCACAGGGCAGUGUUCUGGGGGAGCGGGGAUUGAAGAAGCAGCCCAAUGAGCUGACCUGUUAUUUUGAGGUUCUGUUUUUAUUUUUUAUUAUAUCUUUUUUUUUUUUAAUGUCAUGUUAGUAAUUGCUUUUCUGCCUCGGAGAGACAAUGUGAGGGCUUUGCUCCCCAGGUAUUUCAGGCUGGAUUGAAAUCUCAGGCCCCAGAGCCCCAUCUCUGGUCAGGCAGAACAGGGGCUGCUGGAGACCUGCACGUGAGCUUGUUGCGGAGCGCGCGUCGUCAGGACAUGCCCUGGAGCCUUCUUCCUCAGAGCUUCUGGAAGCACGUGGCUCAAGUUUUCUGAUCUUUUAGUUUAAUUUCCUCCUGUAAUCUGAGUGGUUUUCUGACACACAGUUAAAUUCCAUUUCUAAGUGCUUUCCACCGUGGACUUCACAAAACAGAUCUGUUUGUAUGCGCACACUGACUACCUCCGACACCUGACACCUACGGCUAGCAUGGCUCCAGGCUUUCUCCGUGCAAAGAUGGGGGUUGCAACUGCCUUCGGAUUUUCUGCUUGAGCCUGGGUGGGUUUUCUUAUCAUUUGCAGCCGGAUGCUUUCAGCUACAACCCCCUGAGGUUUUGCUAAGCAGUUUGAGAAUGAGAGGCCAAGAACUGUAAACACUCAUUAAUCCCAGUCAAUUUCCCCAGGGUCAGGCUACAGUUGUCUUUAUUUAAUGUGCUUUUCAUAUAAAAAGAGUCCAGACUGAAUGUUAGUAGACUUCAGUUUCAAAGAGCAAAGAAAACAGAUGGCUUUGAUCAAGCCCAAAAGCUAGAGCAGCCUCUUUCUUUGAAUUCAGAGACACAAAAUGCAGGGUGUAGCAUACAAAGCCAUUCUUACCUGCUCAUUAAGAGAGAUCUUUCAAUGCUUCAGCGUUGAACGCUACGGAGUAAUGAACUUGGACAGGCGUUAGAGUCCAGAGUCAGGAGGUGUGCCCAUAAAGGAAGAAAAUCAAACAGAGUCAAAAUUCCUCUUGAAAAAGUCCUUCAGCCACCCAGAAAUUCCCUGAGAAGUUAGAACUCAUCACCAUUUUGUCUUCUGUACCAGAUGAGUUAGUUGGCUUGCGAUCAUUUGUGUGUGUGUGUGUGUGUGUGUGUGUGUGUGUGUGUUUUAAACCAGUGUCUACAGUUAAAUCGCACAUGUGAAGUAUAAGAAGCAACUUUAUUGUGACUUGGCUCUUCAGAGUAAUCAGGCUCAUAGAAUCUGUGCAGAUUUUGUUAUAAUAUAUUUAUGUUCCCGAACAUCAUCUUCAUGUCCUUGUUCUUUAUCAUCUCUAGCAGGAAUCGGCAGACUAUUGUGUAAGGGGCCAGAUAGUAAAGAUUUUAGGCUUUGCAGGCCAUUCGCCCUGUGCUGCAUCCGCUCAGCCCUGCUGGUGAUGUAAAAAGGCACUCACAGAUUCUGUUGCCUCCAGCCAAUUCAUGCUUCGUUGUCUGGACUGGCUUGACCCACCACCCCACCCUGUGAUCGAUCCCAUGGCUUCCCAUUGGGAGGUGGCUCCUUCCUCCUCCAGGAGGCUGGAAUGCUGCAGGUGGUCAGCUAAGCCGAUGCUUCUGGAAGGACCCUGGAGAGUAUAAAAGUAACUUACAAGAUGUUGAGAUCCCUCUGAGCCAGCGGAAGAAUUUUAUUCUACCUUCAAUACCUAAUUGUGUGCCUUCUAACACUGGAUGGGACCUCUUCGUUUAACACAAAUGCUGGGCAUGUAGAAAGAGAGAGCAAAUCGAGGAUAGUCCAGCCCAACUAGGAAGACCUCAGAGACAAUCUUCAGAUGCAAGAAGCAAGUGAAAAUCCAGGAGGUUAACAGCCAUAAUGUCCCAUCAGGUGCCUUCAUUCCAUAGAUGGCAAAACCAAGGUUCCAGAAGUAGGUUUCUCUCGAGGUGAUACUACCGGCUAAAAGCUUCACCAGGUUUAGGAUUUGAGAGCUGUUCAAAUGCAGGGAAUACAGUUUGAAGUGAAACUUUCAGUUUUACUCUAGAUAAGAGGAAAAGACUUUAGGGAUAUGAGAAAGGAAAAAAAAAAACCUCAAAUUUCUGAGUAUCCCGUCCCCACUUCCUUCACCUGGGACACUGAGACUGUAGCAAAUUUGACUUUGACAAACUUGUCUGCCAUAGUAAAGGCGUCCUACAGGUGUUGGCAUGGAUACAUGCAGCUUCGAUGGGAUUGGGGAAAGAGGAGACAAAAUACGCACACUCUCCACCUGGAUUUGUGCCUCUCUCAUUUCUGAGGGAACCACUCAGCCCACUCAAGAUGGACGCUGGGUAACAUCUAGGGAACAGUUUGCCGGACAGUUUGAUUUUUGCCUAUGUUCUGAGUUCCAUUUUGUCCCUCCAAAUAAAGUGGUUUCUUUCUUUUCUGUC